Molecule: messenger RNA, 4464 nt
Organism: Cuscuta campestris
Lineage: Eukaryota; Viridiplantae; Streptophyta; Magnoliopsida; Solanales; Convolvulaceae
Source: the annotation of a GenBank genome assembly
AAGUAACUCUAAAUUGCCAGUAACCAGAGCACGCUCACUUGAAUGGCGUCGUCUAGGAAUGAAGAAGCUGCUCCGAGCAUGGAGUGAUGGAGGUGGUGGAGGAAAUGACAACGGCGGCGAACACCGCCGCAUCGCCCGACGGCGGCGACGACGAGCACGACUCCAAGGAGAGAGUUCUUCAGAGAUACUUCCUUCAGGAAUGGAAGCUCGUGAAGUCCCUCCUCGACGACAUCGUUUCGCGCGGCCGUGUUUCCGAUAUCUCAUCCGUUCACAAGAUCCGAUCCAUUAUGGACAAGUAUCAGGAACAAGGUCAACUCCUAGAGCCGUAUUUGGAGAGCAUAGUUUCUCCCUUGAUGGAAAUUGUCCGUUCCAAAACAGCUGAAGUAGGGGAAGCCUCGGAUGAAGUUCUCGAAGCCAUUAAGCCUUUGUGCAUUAUCAUUUAUUGUUUGGUAACCGUUUGUGGAUACAAGGCUGUUAUCAAAUUCUUCCCGCAUCAGGUUUCUGAUCUAGAGCUUGCGGUCUCUCUGUUGGAGAAAUGCCACAUUGCACAUUCAGCAACAUCCUUGAGGCAAGAAAGUACAGGCGAGAUGGAAGCGAAGUGUGUGAUACUAUUAUGGCUUUCCAUACUAGUCUUGAUCCCUUUCGAUAUAUCAUCUGUGGAUACUAGCAUUACUGAUAGUCAGUCCACAAGCACAAGUGAACCACCUCCACUGGCACUGAGGAUCAUAGAAUGCUCUAAAGACUACCUUUCAAAUGCUGGCCCUAUGCGUACUAUAGCUGGAUUGCUGCUUUCAAAACUUCUAACACGCCCUGAUAUGUUGAAGGCCUUUAACAGCUUUAUUGUUUGGGCACAUGAUGUCAUGUCAUCUGAUGCAAAUGACAUAAAUGACCACUUCCAGUUAUUGGGUACAGUUGAAGCAUUGGCUACCACAUUCAAGACUGGGAGUGCGCAAGUAUUGCUCAAUGUGGUUCCGACUGUUUGGCAAGACACAGCUGCACUGGUGAAGUCUAGCAAUGCAGUAAGAAGUCCAUUGCUCCGCAAAUAUCUUGUAAAGUUAGCUCAACGAAUAGGGCUUAUGUGCUUGCCUCACAUUUCUCAAUCAUGGCGCUACAUGGGCAGGAAGCAAACUCUUGGAGAGACAUCCAAAGACUUGACCAGAAUUGAUAAAAACAAUGAAACUGCCAUUAGAGAUCCUUCAGAGUUAUUUCAGGAGGAAGAUAUGGAUGUUCCUGAGAUGGUAGAAGAGAUUAUUGAUGUUUUGUUGUCUGCACUGCGAGAUACGGACACUGUCGUGCGUUGGUCUGCUGCAAAGGGUAUUGGCCGUGUUACUUCACGCUUAACUUAUGCACUUUCAGAUGAAGUUCUUUCAUCUGUACUGGAGCUUUUUUCUCCCAUUCAGGGUGAUGGUUCAUGGCAUGGAGGUUGCUUGGCACUGGCUGAAUUAGCACGUAGAGGAUUACUCUUACCCAUCAGCUUUUCAAAAGUUGUGCCAUUUGUAGUGAAGGCCUUACAUUAUGAUGUUCGAAGAGGUCCACACAGCAUUGGAUCACAUGUACGCGAUGCUGCUGCAUAUGUUUGCUGGGCAUUUGGUCGUGCAUAUUAUCAUAGAGAUAUGAGAAGUGUACUUGAACAGCUUGCUCCGCAUCUCCUGACUGUUGCUUGUUAUGACCGAGAGGUUCUGACAACUGCUAAUGAAUGUUUCCCUUUCUCCACUAUUUGUUAUUCUGUAGUGCGUGGAGCCGGGGGUCUCUUGGAAACAGCCUCCCUACUUCCGAGUAGGGGCAAGGUUAAUUGUAGAAGAGCAGCUGCUGCUGCUUUUCAAGAAAAUGUGGGUAGACAAGGAAAUUACCCACAUGGCAUUGAUAUAGUGAAUACAGCUGAUUAUUUUGCACUUUCUUCCCGCGUAUACUCUUAUCUCCACGUUUCGGUUUGUAUUUCUGGAUAUGAUGGAUACCUACACCCUUUUGUCAAUGAGUUGCUUCAUAACAAGAUCUGUCACUGGGACAAAAGUUUGAGAGAGCUUGCUGGAAAUGCUCUUUCAUCUCUUGUCAAGUAUGAUCCUGAAUAUUUUGUAGAUGCUGUUAUGAAGAAAUUAAUUCCUUGCACUCUGUCUUCUGAUUUAUGCAUGCGUCAUGGUGCAACCUUAGCUCUUGGAGAAGUCACUUUGGCUCUGCACAAGUGUGACUAUAUUCUUUCCCCAGAUCUCCAGAAACAAGUAGCUGGUGUGGUUCCUGCAAUUGAGAAAGCACGACUAUAUCGUGGGAAGGGUGGAGAGAUAAUGCGUUUUGCUGUUUCACGUUUCAUAGAGUGCAUUUCUUUGGUGCAUGUGCAUUUGACCAACACAACAAAACGAAAUCUGCUUGGUGCACUCAAUGAGAAUUUGAAGCACCCUAAUUCUCAGAUACAGGGUGCUUCUGUUGCUGCCCUGAAGAGCUUCAUCCCUGCUUACCUUGUGGCUAUAGAAAAUAAACCAUCAAUUGACAUUCUGGAUAAGUACCUUGAACAAUUGAAUGAACCCAAUGCAGCUGCCAGAAGAGGAUCGGCACUUGCUCUUGGUAUAUUGCCUUGUGAGUUUUUGGCUAAAGGAUGGAAAAAUGUGCUAUCAAAGCUUUCAAAGGCUUGUGAGAUCGAGGAGAAUCCUGAAGAUAGGGAUGCAGAAGCACGGGUAAGUGCCGUGAAGGGGCUUGUAUCAGUGUGUGAAACAUUAACUUACACAGAACAACUCUCUGAUUUCUUCUCUGAAGAAGAUUACCAUUCUCUGUUUUUUGUCAUCAAGAGUGAAGUGAUACAGAGUUUGCUUAGAGCUCUGGAUGAUUACUCCAUAGAUAAUAGAGGUGAUGUGGGUUCUUGGGUUCGUGAAGCUGCCAUUGAAGGUCUUGAGAAAUGUUUAUAUAUUCUAUGCAAGAGAGAGUCCAAUCAUUUGCCAAGUCAAUCAGAAGUGGCGCAUCUUGAAGACAAGAGGGGAUUAUUUUUUGAUGAAGAUCUAGCAACCUGCAUUGUUGGAGGCAUUGUUAAACAAGCAAUGGAAAAGAUGAAUAAAUUAAGAGAAUUAGCUGGAAAUACUCUCCAGAGAAUUUUGUACAAGGAAAUUUUUGUUCCAUUCAUACCUUAUAGAGAGAGACUGGAAUAUCUGGUUCCUAAUGACACGGAUCUGAAGUGGGAGGUACCUACAUUUUCAUUUCCUCGUUUCAUUCAGUUACUUGGGAUCAAUUGUUACAGUAAAUAUGUGGUUUCUGGAUUGGUUAUUUCUAUUGGUGGAUUGCUCGAUUCUUUGAGAAAAGUAGCCGUUGCUGCUUUAACGGAUUACCUUCAAUCGUCAGAAAGCCACAAUGGUUCUAGAGAGGAGAGUUUGUCUAAUGACAUUCUUUGGGUUCUUCAAAUGUAUAAAAGAUGUGAUAGGGUCACCACACCAACUCUAAAGACUAUCGAGAUUCUCUUGAGCAAAAACAUAUUUGUAAACAAGGAGGCACAUACUUCUGUCUUCUGUGCUGCUGUUUUGGACUCCCUUCUGGUGGAAUUGAAAGGAUCAAAGGACUUCUCCAAGUUGAAUGCUGGAAUCGCAAUUCUGGGAUAUAUUGCUUCACUUGUAGAGCCUAUUAGCACCCAGGCGUUUAGCCAGCUAACGGCUUUCCUCAUUCACCGUUAUCCAAAGAUAAGGAAAUCCAGUGCAGAGCAAGUAUAUCUUGUCCUCCUACAAAACACAAGUCUUGUUUCAGAAGACAAAAUGGAGGAAGCACUUGAAAUUAUAUCUGAAACUUGCUGGGAAGGAGAUAUUGGGGAAGCUAGACAAAAGAGAGCUCAGCUUUGCACCAUAGCUGGCAUUGAAAUUGGCCAGACCUCUGGAAAUGGGGGUUUACCACGCAAGCCUGCUGGAAAACUGACCAAUGCAGAUGAAAAUGAAUCCUACUUGUCUCUGGUUGGAUCCACUGGGUUUUAGUCGGAAAUGUGGUCCUUUGAUUGGCCAAGGAAGACUGUUUGAUUGCCUAUCAAGCAUAUGGACCGUUCGGAUCAGUAAAACUGAUUUGUAGCCGUCUGAUAAACAAUCGGGCACGUGCUGAUAUAUAAUGGCUCAGGUGCACCUAGCGGAGAACCCUUAUCUGGUUUUACCAUUUUGGUCAUUGUGGUCUUGCCAUGCUUUGCCAUAGCUCAUGUUUGGCUUGUUUAGUGUUCGUUCAUGUUCGUUUAAUUUAAACAAACAUGACGGAGACUUGUUUUAGGGCUCUGAUUAUUAAAAACACACAACCUGAACCACGAGAAGCUCAUUUGAUAAAAAGCUCAUGAACGGGUCAGUCGGUGCUUAUUAAGCGUGUUCGUGGACAAAGCCUGAUAAGCUUUAGUGGUCUUUAACAAGUUUGAUGAAAGGAUAGAGUAUAAUUUUAUAUACUCUGUAUUUCAGUGUAAAUUGUAAUUUGAGAAAAGUGAUUUUUGUUUCAAUGAUGUGAAAAUAGAUGUUUAUUUGAUGU